AUGACUUCUACCACGACGUUCGACCCAGCACCUGUCCUUAAUUAUCUUUCUCUCCCUUCUUCUUCAUCUCCUUCGCCAACAUCCCAGCCUCUUCUGUUCCUACGGCAACAUCUACCUCACUUACCGCCCUCACAUGCAUCAGCAUUCUCCAACCUCCUCACCCCCGCCGAACGAGCAGCACUCCCGCUCAUCAGGGCACGUCGGCUGGCAUACGCACUGCAUGAUCCUUCUCCACACCAGCUUACCUGGUCACAUGCUGCUAGCCAAGAACCAAUGCUCUGGACAGCCCAUGGUGGUCCUUCGUCCGGCCUCUCCCCUGCUAGACUGGGUGAGAGGGAGGCGCAGGAAGAGACGGAAUGGACGAAAAGUGAGUUCAUUGGACGCCGAGGCCCUGGAGGAGGAGGAAUGAUUGGGAAUCUGGGGAGGUUGCUGGGUGAGUUCGAGGGCGAGAGGGUAGGAGAAGCGGAAAGGGUUGCUAGGAUAGAGCGAGCAACUCGUGCUGCUUCUCGAGUAGAGCAACAUGGAGAACAAGAAGAUGAGGAUAUGGACUCUCUGAGCGAACACGAGACGUCUUCGGAGGAGGAGGGUGGGAUGACAGCGGCAGAUGCAGUGAAGCAUGCCUUCGAGCGGGCAGUAAGGGAGCGCUUCGUGGAGGGAUUGCUGGAGUGGGCAGAUUAUGUCUGUGAUUGGGAGACAGACUGCGAUGGUGAAUGGGAGAGGGAUGGUGAAGAGAGGUGGUUUGACCAAGAGGAGGAGCAGGGAAGAGGGGAAGGAGAUACGGGGGAGUUGGAUUACUAG
This is a messenger RNA of Dacryopinax primogenitus, 798 nucleotides long. RefSeq lists its product as uncharacterized. The record is from RefSeq and is a predicted model, not a curated record. The transcript has a single exon. The coding region runs from base 1 to 798 and encodes 265 amino acids. NCBI's taxonomy places the organism in Eukaryota, Fungi, Basidiomycota, Dacrymycetes, Dacrymycetales, Dacrymycetaceae.